CAAUGACUCAUUCAUUUCCCAUCAUUCUUUGUGUCUUGAAGCUACCUAGCACUACACUACGACACGCUACUUGACUUUAGCUGAGGGGUUAACAUAAUUUGUCUAUCCAGAGUAAAACUUUAUCUUGGUUUACUGCAACCAUGAAAGAUGUUAGCGGGUACCUCAAACAGCAGCAGAGCAACAGCUCCACCCCAGAGAUGGCGGCGGAGUGGCACACAUUGGAGGAUUUGUACAACAAAAGGUUGUGGCAUCAGUUGACUCUGAAGCUGACAGACUUUGUUAAAGAUCCCCACUUCAAAACAGGAGAUGGCCUUAUACAGCUCUAUGAAAAUUUCCUCUGUGACUUUGAACACAGAAUCAAUCCUCUGUCCCUUGUGGAGAUUAUACUGUGUGUUGCCAGACAGAUGCCAGAUCCUAAAGAUGCCAUCACCUUUCUUGAGAAGACAAAGGAAAAAGUGAAAAGUAACGAAGAAGCCAUCAUUCUCUGUAAGACCUCUAUUGGCAGUCUUAAACUGGAGAUCAGUGAUCUUCCUGCCACAAAGAAACUCAUUGAAGAAGUUGAGGAAAUGUUGAACAACUUGCCUGGGGUGACGUCAGUCCACGACAGGUUUUAUGACCUCUCUAGCAAAUACUAUCGUAUCAUUGGGAACCAUGCCUCCUACUACAAGGAUGCUCUGCGCUACCUUGGAUGUGUGGACAUUAAAGACCUUCCAGAAACAGAGAAGCAGGAGAGGGCGUUCACACUCGGACUGGCUGGGCUCUUAGGGGAAGGAGUUUACAACUUUGGAGAGCUGCUGAUGCAUCCUGUGCUGGAGUCUCUGAGGAAUACGGACAAACAGUGGCUCAUUGAUACACUAUAUGCCUUCAAUGGAGGCAAUGUUGAGAAAUUCCAGGGCUUCAAGUCUGCGUGGGGCCAACAGCCUGACCUCGCAGCACAUGAAGCUAAACUGAUGCAGAAGAUCCAGCUGCUCUGUGUGAUGGAGAUGACUUUCACUCGCCCUGCGAACCACAGACAGCUGACCUUCGCCGAGAUCGCUCAGAGUGCCAAAAUCCCUGUUAAUGAGGUGGAGCUUCUGGUGAUGAAGGCUCUGUCUGUGGGCCUUAUCAGAGGCAACAUUGAUGAGGUGGACCAGAAGGUGCAGAUGACCUGGGUGCAGCCCAGGGUGCUGGACCUGCAGCAGAUCAAAGGUAUGAAGGAGCAGCUGGACUUCUGGUGUGGUGAUGUAAAGAACAUGGCCAUGCUGGUGGAGCAGCAGGCCCACGACAUCCUCACCUAAACGCGUUUUAGUUUACAGAUGGAAAACCUCACCUAUUCCCUCAGAUUUGUUUUGUAGUGCUUUUCGUACAAUUGGAUGUUCAUUCUUCUGUUACUGUCACUGUUAAUUACCAAACUGUAAAUUACACUGUGGUAUUUUACCAAUAAACAGCUUGUUGUAACAUCUUCACCAUA
Messenger RNA from Monopterus albus (swamp eel), 1450 nucleotides. RefSeq names its product proteasome 26S subunit, non-ATPase 13 (gene psmd13). The transcript is spliced from 13 exons. Gene Ontology annotation, biological process: ubiquitin-dependent protein catabolic process. The record is from RefSeq and is a predicted model, not a curated record. Gene Ontology annotation, molecular function: structural molecule activity. The coding region runs from base 141 to 1277 and encodes 378 amino acids. NCBI's taxonomy places the organism in Eukaryota, Metazoa, Chordata, Actinopteri, Synbranchiformes, Synbranchidae. Gene Ontology annotation, cellular component: proteasome regulatory particle, lid subcomplex; cytosol; nucleus.